This is a messenger RNA of Manihot esculenta (cassava), 3213 nucleotides long. RefSeq names its product DUF724 domain-containing protein 6. The transcript is spliced from 11 exons. The record is from RefSeq and is a predicted model, not a curated record. The coding region runs from base 168 to 2972 and encodes 934 amino acids. NCBI's taxonomy places the organism in Eukaryota, Viridiplantae, Streptophyta, Magnoliopsida, Malpighiales, Euphorbiaceae.
GUGAAAAAUUGGGGGAGAAAUAGCCCGCCAAAACCCACUGAAAGAAAUAUCUACACUACGCAUAAAAAAAUUAUUCGAUUGUUGAUUUUCCAUCCCAAACUAAAAAAAGAAAAGAACAAAAACCCUUUUAGGGUUUUCUGCUUCACUCUCUGAAAAUUCUAGGAUUUAUGAUGGGAUUGGACUCUGAUUCCCAGCCCCAAAAUCCCCACAACAACGUCCAAUCUAGCUUCACCGUCAUCAAAGGUCAAGAGGUGGAAGUGAGAAGCGACGAAGAUGGGUUUGGAGACGCAUGGUACGUGGCCACAGUUUUGGAGUCGCCACCCAAAUCCGCUUCCAAGAAGAGGAAAAAGGUCAUGGUUGAGUACAAGACUUUGGUUGUCGAGGAUGGCUCAACUCCUCUGACCGAGUUUGUGGAUCCUCGGUACAUAAGACCUCUGCCUCCAGUGGAUUCAGAUUCCGGUCCCCUGGUUUUUCAGGAGAACGAUGUUGUUGAUGCCAGGUAUAGGGAUGGUUGGUGGACUGGCAUUGUGAGGAAGGUUUUAGAGCCUUCUAGGUAUAGGGUUUGUUUUGAUAAUCCACCGGAUGUGAUUGAUUUUGAUGGUAAAGAUUUGAGGGCUCACUGGAAAUGGGUUGAUGGUAACUGGGUUCCAGCCGAGAAGCAGCAAAAGGCAGGGUCUGCUUUCAGCUCCGGCACAGCAGUAGAAGUGAAUAUUGACAAAGAAAAUGUACGUGAUGUUUGGUUCCCUGCAGUUGUUAUUAAGGAAAAUGGGGAUAACACUGUCUUGGUGAAGUAUCAAAGCCAAAAUAAUAGUGAUGAAGCUGGUGUAAAAGUUGUUGUGGAUUCCUUCCACAUUCGCCCCAUUCCUCCUCGUUAUGCAGACAGGAACUUUGAGUUACUGGAAAAGGUGGACGCAGUAUAUGACUAUGGAUGGCGGGCUGGUUUGAUUACUAAACUUCUUUCUGGGAGGAGGUACACUGUCUUUUUUAAGCAGGGAAAUGAGGACAAGGAACUCAAUCACUCAGAAAUAAGGCCUUAUGCGGAGUGGAAGGAUGGCCAAUGGAUUUGUAAAAUGAAGGACGUCAUGAUUGCUUCUGAUAGUACCGAACUGUUGGGUAAUGCUGAAACCUGCGUUGACAGUCCUGACAUGUCUAUUGAGCGCAAGAAUGAAGAGAAAGCACCUUGUUCUGCAAGCAUAGGGAGUAUGGAGCAUACAGUUCAUUGUAAUGAAAAAUCACCUUCUCAUGUGUUGCCUCCAAGCAAGAAGGUAAAGCUCGCAGCUCCUAAUGGUACUGGUGUGCAUUCAUGUCCGUCCAAAAAGUCAACAAUAGAUGUAGAUGUCCCAUUAUCAGUUACAACAUUGCCAUUAAUGAAGAUGCCAAUUGAAAUAUCAACUGGAGAAACUCUUCGUGGUUUAGUCACUCCAAGAACUCGAAGCAAAAUAACCAGAUACAAAAAAACCAUGAUUGGUGAUCAGGCUGUGGCAAAAACUGACAGCCCUGUUACAGGAAAGACCGCUUUGGCUUGUACAGCCAACUCUGAUCCAAAGAAACAUGUUGAUCCCAAAGCUAAUGGAGUCCUUAUUCGUAUUAAAGAGCUACCAAAGAAGAGUAAGCGGCAGAAAGUUGCUGAAGUAGACUGCCAGAAAGUGAACAUUGUGACAAGGAAAGGUAGACAUACUAAAUCGCCAUUUGGAAGUCCACAGGUUUCAGCAGCAGUGGAUACUGCUACUCGAAACAUCAAUGAAAGUGAGUAUAAAUUGAAAGAAGUUGGAAUCCCUGUUGUCAUAGCAUUAGAAGCUAGGGAAAGGAGUAGUUCGCGACUCAAUUAUCCUUCUAAGCUUUCUGGUGAGGAAACACUCAAGCAUAUGAGAGAUCAGAAGAAGAAUUUAAAUGAUUCAGUAGGAGGCAAGGUCAUGGUACUCGAACAGCUUUUAUAUGGGGGAAGCAGUCAACGAAGAAAGAGAGGAAGACCGCGCAAACUAGUAGUUGUUAGCCCAAAGGCUUCUGAGGCUGGUAAGGAGGAACAUGGCGUUCAAGAUAUUUCUAAUGAAGUAGUUGUAAAAGAUCAUACAACCAAUGAUUUUGAAAUGCCAAUGCAGACAGGGAUGGAGUCUACAGUUUCUCGAGCUGCUUUUAGAGAGAAAACAGCUGAAGUUUCUGAGACAGGUUGCACGGCUAAAGAAGUUCAAAUGGCCAUUGCCACUGUAUCAAAUAAUGCCAUUGACGAUGAUCAACCUCUAUCAACGUGGAUUGGGGGAGUGCAUUCUUCUGCAACUGCUGAAGAAUUGCGCUCAUCUUCUGGAAGGCCUUCUAACGGAUGGAAUGAGACGAGAGGAAGACAUGUUGAUCUAGCAAUUGAUGCACAAGAUGACAGCACACCUGAUGGAAACCAGUGUUUGCCUUUUGUUAAGAGGUCACUGGUUUGGAAAACAAUUGAAUCUAUGGAAGUAUUUCAAAUCAUGCCACAAAAGCCUCAUUUUCAACCUUUGGCUGAUUGUAAAGAGGAGUAUCGUGAAGGAUCAGCCAUUGGUAUUAUGGUAACUUUUGCGAGCUUGUUUGAGAAGAUAACAUCACUGCAAUUUGAUGAUUCUAGAAGCAUAUUGGAGAGUACAUUGGAAAGUCUUUGUGAUUUGGAGAAGCAUGGAUUUGAUGUAACCGUACCACAGAACCGUGUAAAUGAAUUGCUCUCAGUUAAAAAUGGGAAAGAAGAGCUUCUGCAUGAAUUAAGAGAUGUUGGGAGGCAGAUAAGAGAGCAUACUGAUGAGAAAAGAAAACUGGACGCAAAGAUAAGUGAUGUUGAAAAGAAGAUACUUGAGUUGCAAGAAGAACUUGUUGCAUGCAAGUCAAAGAUGGAGACUGAGGAUCUCGAGUUGUCCGGGUUGCAGUCUCACAUGAAUUCUGUGAGCGAACUUAUCACAGAUGCCCGGUAUAGUUUUCAAAGAAUUGCUAGUGCCCCUUGGAAAUUGACCUGAUGUUCUGGGAAACCUCACUCUGUCUUGCAUGUAGAUGUGAAUAUGUAGGUGCAGCUGACCGUUCAAAGUUGCUGACAUUUGUGCUUCAGAUUUAGAAGUCAUGAAAAUGCAUGUAUAUUUAGACUAGCAUCUUCUGUGUUUAUGUAAUUAGACAUCUGAUCCUAAGACCUAAAGAUGAUGUUGUAUGGUUGGUGACGAGCUGGUUUGGAGUCUUAAAAGGAAUGGGAAUGAAAUUUGAUCA